This is a messenger RNA of Paramecium octaurelia, 1551 nucleotides long. The record is from the annotation of a GenBank genome assembly. Lineage: Eukaryota; Ciliophora; Oligohymenophorea; Peniculida; Parameciidae.
AUGAAUAUACAAUGCCCCUUACAUAACAAACUUAUUAUACAAAUUGAUAUCGAUGUUAAUACUCCACUUGGAGAAAGAGCUGUUUGUAUUGAAUGCCCAUCAAAUAGUCGCGAAAAUAUUCCAAGAGUCUUACAGAAAUUUAAAGAAAUUAAUUAAUAAGUAGUGGAGGAAAUCAGAUCUCAAAAAUAUAUUUAAAUAGAAUCAUCAAAAGAAAUAAAAAAAAGAGUUUCCAAUAUUUAAGAGCUAUUUAAUAUGAAAAUGAAUGAAAUACUGUAAAUAAUAGAAAACGAGAAUAAAAGCUAUUUAAUUAAGCUAAUAGAAAAAGAAAAUGAGCUCUAAGUCGAAGAAGAGAACUAAUUAACUUUAUCGAAAUUAUAAAAUAUUGCUUAAAUGGUGGUUUUGAGUUCUAAUAAUAUGCACAAAACUUCACAAUUUUAAAAAGAUAUUUAACAGACAAUCAAAUCAAUUGAGCUUAUAAAUUAGCAGUUGUCCAAAUAAGUAGAAUAGUUACAACUCGAUCUCAAGAUUCAACUUAAUUCAUUAAGCGAUUAUCUACUAACAUAUACGAAGAAUUGUGUAAUAGUUAAUACUAGUGUUAAUAAUGAAAGUUUGUUUAAGUCAUAGGAAAGGUGUAAAUUACAGAUAAUUCAUUAAUUAGAAUAAGCUUAUGACACUUGUGUUUUCAAUGAUAAGGUGUUGUAUCUCACAAAUAAGAAUGAAGAGGAAACAGAUAUUUAUAAAAUGGAAGUUUAAGGAGUAUUGAAAAAAUUACAAACUUUAAGGAAUGAUGUGAUUAGUUUAGGGAUGAAUCAACAGUAACUUUUUGUAAGAAGUGCAUCAAACAAUAUUUUGAUUUACCAAACAGAUAAAUCAUUUGUAUUAAAAUAAAUCAUCAAUGGAACAAAAAAAGAUGAAGGGUGGAGUCCAUGUAUGGUGUCAAUUGAAAAGAAAUAAUUUUUAAUAUGCGCAUAACCAACUCCCAAAAUAAUAAUCUACAUCAAAGAACAAGAAAAUGAGACUUGGUCAGAACAUUCUGUCUUAGAAGAUUUCUUUUGGCCUGUAUAGGAUUUGAGCUGUCAUCAAUUUACUAUGAAUAUUGUGAUCUGCACUCAUAAUAAAGACAUAUUUAUUUGGAAGUAAGUAACCAAACAAAAUUAAAUAAAGUGGGUGCCAUUAUGUGAUCCAAUUAAGAAAGCACAUAGUGAUAGGAUUUAUAGUAUCAGUUGGGUGAAAUCAGAUUAAUUUAUUAGUGGAGGAUUGGAAAUUAAAAAUUGGAAAUAGAACAAAAGUGGCGAUUUCAUUAACAUCUAAAAAUUAGAUAAACUUCACAUAGUAGGUAGACUUUUCCAUUUAAGCAUACCUAAUAUUGUGAUAGUGUUAGAAUAAGAUAGCUGCUUAGAAAUUUGGAAUAUUGAUGAUAAAGAUUAACUAAUAAUGUAAGACUCAAUAAAGGGGAGCUAUAAAAUACUUUCUGUAUUUUAAGAAUCAAGCUCAAUAGCGGUGAACAAUUUACACAAUUAGGUGUUACAAAUAUUGAAAUUCUGUUAUUGA